Helobdella robusta is the source of this 3036-nucleotide messenger RNA. RefSeq lists its product as hypothetical. The coding region runs from base 1 to 3036 and encodes 1011 amino acids. The record is from RefSeq and is a predicted model, not a curated record. The transcript is spliced from 5 exons. NCBI's taxonomy places the organism in Eukaryota, Metazoa, Annelida, Clitellata, Rhynchobdellida, Glossiphoniidae.
AUGUCGAAAACUUCUCGCGAUGGAAUGUCGAAAUGGUAUUUGUCAGAUGUGCCAUUUGAAUCGAGCUUCACCGAAUUUGUACUUGCGUCGCUUGGUACGAACAGAUCGAGUGUUGGCAAUGGAAGUCUGCCGAGGGUUUCAUCUAGUACAAGCAGGAUCGAUGAUGCAAGACAUAUGAGUGUUGAUCAUGUCCCAAGCUGUACAACAUCGGAUGACACCAGUGCAACGUUCACUGCUGCUUUGCUUAACACCGAUGUUAAUAGUGCCGGGAAUGAAAAUUCCACAGAAAUUUCCACAUCAUUUGUGAAGCUUCAGCAAGUAACUGACAACUACUACAACAAUUAUAAAACCCGCAACAACACAGAUUGUGACUUUUUUAAUGGUAUUAAUUCCAUUGCAAGCACUAAUGUGUACGCUUCAAAAGUUAAUCACAAUAAAUUAAAGUCGUUGUCUACCAAAGAUAGUAUUAACCCAUCAACAACACCAACACAUCAACACAUUAACACAUCAACAACACCAACAACAACAUUACAUCAACACAUUAACACAUCAAAUACAUCAAAUACUAUUAGAGCUAACAGCAAACGCAGAAAAACUAACAUCUUCUUUGUCAGUAGAAACAACGUCAAACCAUCAAAAAAAUUUCUCCAAGACGAUAGGGACAAAAAGUUGAUAGCAUUUAGCGGGUCGUUGCUUGAUUUGAAUGCCAGGCUGGCUCAGAAGUUGGAUGUUGCUCAAAUUAAUGAAUGGCUCACAACUCAACAUCAAAAUCAGAAUGACGAUUAUUACGAAGACCUUCCAAGCCCACCGUGUUUUUUUUCAGCCAAUCAAAACACCGUAGCCAACAUGAACGAUUUGCACGUCGCCGGUGGUCGCCAGGAAGAGAGGACCAACCGUGAAUCGGGCUACACAACCACAGCCGAGAGUAGUGGCUCAGAAACAUCGAACAGUAUAACGUCAACUAGUUCCCGAUACUCAUCCAAUUUGGCUGUAGACUCGGAACCAAACUUAAUGCCCAUGCCUCCACCAUUUUCAAGAAAACAACCGUCAUAUUCCAAAAGAAAUGAGAUUAACUCAGCAGAUAUAUGGAAUCCAUAUAACAAAGGGUCUAUUUUUGUUCGAAAUCCAGAAUUUGAUCGUGACCACCCGAUUCUACCUCCUCCACCACCGCCCCCAAUAAACAAUGUUAUUGACGAUUAUUUUGGCUCAAAUUCUCGUUUGAACCAAAAAUUGUCUGAAUACGCAAACAUCGACACUUUAAUGGGAUCUUGCUCUUCAAGAUCAAGAUCGAGUAAAACAAGUUUAAUGCAGUUGACUGACAAUAAUAUUCGCCCCAACGUUUCAUCCGGAUUUGAUUAUGAAGCAAUCAUGCGGAAGAAAAAACCUAAACAAAAAGGUCAGGAAGGUUUUACAGAGUACGAGUUGGAAAAAAUGAACCGACUUAUUUUUCAACAUGACAGCAUUAUGCAAGCAAAUGAAAAUCAUUCAAUGGAAAACAACUCAAAUGAUGAAUACGAGAGGGCCUCCCUUCACAGGCGAGGACAAAGCAGCAUUUCCACUAAUGAUGGUGAGAAAGAUGCACUGCACUUCCCAAGGCCAUCUGUUAGACAUUCACCAAUGCUGAAAGAAAAUGAAAAUUUUUCGCAUACAACUUGUACUCUGCCUAAACAUCCGGGAUUUUCAUUGCCAUCUAAUUCCGGAAAUAGAACCAGAUCAUCAAUUUUGUCUUUAACACAUAACCAGCGAUCAGAACCAACCCCUUCGAUAUUCACACCUCCACCUGAGUUUUCAACAAACACACACAAUGCAAAUGCUUACCAAACGACAUCAUUAAACUGGGAUUCCGUUACCAAUGAACAAUAUAUUGACGAAAUGGAGGAAAAUGAUGUAGCGGUAACAAAUAUUGAUGAAUACGAUCAAAACACAUUAUCAGUAUCUCAAAAUGAUGAUUCUUCAUCCAUAUCUGAUCCUUCAACAUUAACAAAUGAUUACCAUUCUUUUUACAUACCACCUGAACCUGAUUUCAUUCCCACCCUUCCCACAUUUCCUCCAUUGUUAGCAGGUCAUUCUAUGAGUAACACAAGUGAAAAUUAUCAGGAUGAUUAUAACUCUGCUGGUAAUUAUGAUGAAGUUGAUGAAGAUUUUAAAUAUAAUAACGAUGAAAAUGAAAACGAUCGGGACUACAUGCCUGAUUGUGUUAACAAUGCGAACGAUGACGAGCAGGAAAAUGAUUUUGAUGCUCCGACAUUAAAUGGUGACACUACAAAGCCGAUUGGUAACGUUGUUCAGGCAGAUGACGUUUUCGACAGUAACCCUUUGAUUCUUCCACCCCCUCCUCCACCCCCUCCUCCGCCACCUCCAGGUUGGAAGCCUGCUAACAACAAAUCUUCUAAUAAAUCAGAAAUCUUGAACAGUUCACUAAUUCCAAAUCUGAAAGAUGCGCUUUCCGAUGUAAAACUGAAGAAAAGUCCAGCAAAAGACAUCUUGAAGUGUCAGACCUCCGCUGCCGUAGACGCCAUAGCCAACCUGAUAAUGACAGGAGGCUUCAAACUGAAACCAACAUCUAAUGGAGCUGUCAUCAGAUCCCAUGGUGACUUCAAAGUCUCCAACAGCAGCAGCAGCAGCAGCAGCAGCAGCAACACAAUGAAUGAAAACACGGAUGCUGACCAGUCCGUUCAUUCUCCAUCGACACUCGACAACAGUGGUUUAAGUUUAGAUUAUAUAAAUUUUAAUGAGGUCAAGUCGUUGUCAUCAUCUUCAUCAGCCGCCUACCCCAAGACACCGCCUACCAGCCCUCACCACAACAACAAAAUCAAAAAUGUUCCUCUCGUUCCACCAGUUAAAAACAUCACAUCUCUACCUGGUUACCAGAAAGUUCCAGAGGAGGCAGCCCCGUGGAAGAAGGCCAUGAUGGAGAAUAAAAAUAAAGAACUUCUCGCAAAAGCCCUGAACAGGGAUUUUUUGCAACUUCUCACGUUGAAAGUUCUUGCAUUGGAUUUGAAAAAAAGACCAAAAAAGAUCGGUUACAAGGGCUAG